This is a messenger RNA of Histoplasma mississippiense, 396 nucleotides long. RefSeq lists its product with no specific name. Bases 1 to 396 code for a protein of 131 amino acids. The record is from RefSeq and is a predicted model, not a curated record. Lineage: Eukaryota; Fungi; Ascomycota; Eurotiomycetes; Onygenales; Ajellomycetaceae. The transcript has 6 exons.
AUGCCUAAGACGCUUCGCAGGAUAAUUGCACAUCACGGGAUCAAAGAAUUAUUUGGGUUUACUACGGAGUACAAGAAUCUGAAAGAUGAUUAUAAACAUACAACUUGGAAUCCAAGGCGGUCGCUCUAUUUGAACAAAAAAGGCUCAUCAGAUAGAGUCCAUCCAACUCCCAAGUCAGUUGUUAAGACCUACACGCUACAAAUCUCCCCAUUAAGUAGAAAGGGAAAAGGAGAAAAGGCAUGUGCGAAGACGUCACGGAAGUAUACGAAUUCUGUCGCCACCCCGGUAAAUCCUAUGUCCGCCCUUGUUCAAAAGCGGAUGGCGCACACGUUGAUUUUAAAGGCCAUGGAGGAAAUCCGCUGGUGCCGUUUGCGGGUUGUGGGGAUCACACUAUAA